Molecule: messenger RNA, 2139 nt
Organism: Suillus plorans
Lineage: Eukaryota; Fungi; Basidiomycota; Agaricomycetes; Boletales; Suillaceae
Exons: 5
Coding region: 385-1896 (503 amino acids)
Source: RefSeq, a predicted model, not a curated record
AAGGUACACAACCACUGCGUCUACGAAUCACUACGAAAUGAGCGCGGAGAUCGAAAGCUCGGCUGGGCUCCAUGUUGCACGUCCACUGGGGCACCGACUUGAAGGCAAGUACCAUUCCUUUUGGUUCAAACGUUCAAAUUUUGUAUCUACUGUCCAGGUCAUGAUAGCCGCGCAUCUCCAGCUCAACUCUGUUCUAGGACGUUGACUUUGCAGGCGCAUUGACACCGACAAGCUACUUUCCGAGAAUCAAGCCAGAAUUUAUGCAGUGCGCCAACCAGGAUGCCAGACUGAGUUCCUUCGGCAUGGCAGCCUCUCGAUGACGUCGACCACAUACGAUAUCCUUUUUCCUGACUCGUGAUUGGUCCCCCGCUGCGUCGUCGAAACAUGAUAAAUAGCGGUCGUCAGCCAGGACGAACGCCAGUGUUCUCUCUUCCCUCUUUCUUUCACAUCGCUAUCAGAAAUUACAAUACGUUCUUUAUUUUCAUACUAUAUAGCAUCAUGGUUCAACUAGCUCCUCGCUUCGCCACCCUCCUCGCCUUUUGUUUCCUCGUGUCCGCUACUCCCGUCCUUCCUGCCGCUAGUCCCUACGUGUCUCUUAGCGCAGGCUUGGUCGACCCUACUCCGGGCCCGAAUAGUACUCAUGCCAAUCACACUGCUAGGGCUGUUGCUGUCCUUGUCGCCACCAAUACCGCAAUCCUCGUCGGGCCCACUCCAAGCCCUCAUGGGGAUGGGACUCACGCCAACCGCACUUCUAGGGCUGGCGCUGUCACCAACAAACACCCCGUAUACGCCAUCGAACAACACCCAGGUUCGCAGUCCCACGAACAGGCUCAGGGACAAGAUCCAGUUACCAGCGUGCAGAACACCCCCAGCGUGCAACACAACGUUGUCGUGGAUAAGAAUGCACAAGUCCAGUCCAGUCAGAGUCAGGACAAGCCAACACAGUCCAGUAGUGCUGCUGCUAAAGCAAGUCCCUCUCAAGGCAAGGGCAAGAGGUACGACGAUGGUCAGUACCACCCGAACCCUUCCUACGACAAUGGCCAGUACCACCCCAACCCCACGUAUAACAAUGGUCAGGACACUCCUAUUACCACAGAUCCGACUGCUCCCACCACUACCGCGGCGGAUGCGUCUUCUCCCACUCCCACCCAGACAUAUGACGACGGAUUGUACCAUCCCAAUACGUCCUACGACGAUGGCCAGUAUCAUCCCAAUACAGCCUACGAUAAUGGCCAGUACCAUAAUGCCGCUGCUGCGAAUCCCGCCCCCGUUGCGGUUCCCGACGCGGUCACGUCUGUGUUGGGUGUUGUACUCAAUGUAGUACCCGGUACCGGAACAGCGACCCCGACGUCCCAAACGGGCUCCACUACGCCUGCGACGACGAAUUCUCCAACGACAAUGGCCUCCUCCACGUCUACACAGGAGACUGCCACUGCCACCGCCACGUCUGGAACCACUACCACGACGGCAGCCGAUCCCACUGAGACUGCAAUGCGCGCAGUAGCCGGUGCUGGCAAACGCUCGGACGAUGGCCAUUACCACCCUGAUUCGAGGUUUGACGACGGUAGCAACCAUCCAAAUCCCAUGUUCAACGACGGCAAGUAUCAUGUCAGUACUAUCGGAGGCAAACGUUCAGACGAUGGCCAUUAUCACCCUGAUUCGAAGUCUGACGACGGCAGCUACCAUUCCAAUCCCAAGUUCAACGAUGGCAAGUAUCACAUCGGUACCACCGGAGGGAAACGCUCGGAUGAUGGCCAUUACCACCCUGAUUCGAAGUCUAACGACGGCAGCUACCAUCCCAAUCCCAAGUUUGACGACGGCAAGUACCAUCUGGGGAAGUAUCAUGGGAGGAGGGGGUUGGUGCAUCAGGAUAAGGCGCUAUCUAUUGGACUAUGAUGCAGAUAUCACUCUUUCACAUAAACCUUUACGUUCUCCUAAGUGCGAUAAGGAUAUUCGUUGAAAUCAUUGGGCGUGUUCGCGUCGGAAAACUCGGAAUUUUGCCAGGCGGGAGGAAUCGGACUGUUUUGCUUCUUCCUUCUAUGAUUGUGUCUGCAAACUAGUACUGCGAGAUACAGUACUUAGCCAGUAAAUUUCGAGGUCUGCAGUGGCUUUGCUUUCCAAUUUCGUUGCAUGUGAUGC